AUGAACGACUCUCAGUCUACCGAGCCCAGCACGCCCAAUCUGCCCAAACGGCCUCCACAUCCUCACGAAAAUGCGCGACAGACGCUGAAGGAAGCUUUUCCCAACACCGACGUACGUCCCUGGCCGUCUAGGGCCGCAAUUCCUCUUACUAACGGGGUUCCCUUGCAGGAUGCAGUCAUUCGAGCCGUUCUGGCCGCCAGCGGCUACAAGCUUGAGCCAGCAUUCAACGCGUUGUUAGGCUUCAAUGAUCCAAAGGUUGCCGAAGAAUUGGAAGCAAUGACUCUGGAAGAGACAACAAGCACAAGUGCCACAACUCCAAACGGUUCCACUGUUCUUUCCGAAAAAUCGACUCCUUCGACCACCGCUGGAACGGAGACACGCCCUGCUCCCGAGGACGAGGCCAAGCUCCGUCAGCGCCAAUACGAGGAAGACGAACGUCUAGCACUUCCCAGGCCAUCAAACAGCGUAGCAUGGCUUGGAUGGGUCGACUUCGUGCACGUAUCGAGGAAGAAUUCAAACAAGGAUACGGACGACUCGGAUGACGAGAUCCCGUACGGACCCAAGUCCUCAGAGGUCGAUGCCUCGUCUGUGACCGCCACUACCGCGUAUGCCGUUUCCACACAGGCAACGCGGUCCCGGCGGACUCCGUCCAACGCUGCUACUGAUGCAGCAGCACCUCUCGAGUCUGCAUACGAAACGCCUCCGCGGGUCCCUCUUCGUCGGAAAACACCGCAAAUGCUUCCACCUUAUGAAACAGAUCCCUACAUGCUGAGUGAGCAUGACUUUGACCAGCUUCGGAGUCUCGAGUCAUCUCGUGGCGAUACAAAAUCCCAGACUCCCUCCAUCCUUUCUCUUUCUUCCCGUCGUCCCCGCAAGAGUCUCGAGGAGCAGAUUGUCGAGCAUGAUGCCGAAGUCGUUCCCAGUGAUGCUUUCGCUUUGGACGAAAGUGAUGCCGAGAGCGAGGAAGACCGGGCGGGCGAGAGAAAACAGGAGCAGGAGCAGAAGCAGAAGCAGGAGGAGAAGGGCAAGAAGCAAAAGGAAGAGGAGAUUGAGGUUGGAGGCAAGACCGAGAAUAAGGAAGCCGCUAACAUUGCCGCGGACCAAAAGAAUCCCGAGAGCAAGAGCGAGACUAAGGCGGCGAAGGACGAGGGUGAAGACAAAUCUGACGCUGUGAAGGAGCCCAACACCGAAAAGGAUUCCAAGGACGAGGAAAAGACAAACACUACGGCCAAAGCGGACACCAAAUCUGUUCCGGAAACCGUGUCUGAAAAGACCAAGGAUGAAACUGGUACUACUGAGACUUCAUCCUCUCCCGACAAGACUGGCCCUGCUGCUCAAAAGAAGGAGGCUGCUGCUGCUGCUGCUGCUACUGCUGCUACCCCUUCCAAGUCUACGGACUAA
Messenger RNA from Schizosaccharomyces japonicus yFS275, 1401 nucleotides. RefSeq names its product CUE domain-containing protein. The transcript has 3 exons. NCBI's taxonomy places the organism in Eukaryota, Fungi, Ascomycota, Schizosaccharomycetes, Schizosaccharomycetales, Schizosaccharomycetaceae. Bases 1 to 1401 code for a protein of 466 amino acids. The record is from RefSeq and is a predicted model, not a curated record.